AAAAAGCAAACUGAUGUUACAUUCCUCACCAAACGUGUCGUCUGCUACCGAAACGAAACGCAGGGUGAGUGCUGAUGUUGUGCUAGACGAAAGAACCCGCUUCCCUUGGAAUUCGUAGCCUUUUCUGUUUCUUUAAAGCUGCCGCUUCAUAUCGAUGAUGAGAGAUAAAAAUGGCUUCCGGAAACUGCCACUGUUUACUUUGUUUCUGUUCGCCCAGGUGGCGCGGCCACCGCCGCGCCUUGCGGCAAUGAUCGCGUUGACUUGCGGCAUACUGCUGGAGCCGCGAAAUCAUUGAACAGCACCUGGAUAUCGUACGCGUCCAAGCGCUUGCAAGCAGGCAGCAUGAAUGAAUACUGAGGGCAUGUCUUCAAUCUUCACUAGUAUGGAGGAAGCCAGCGAUGAUUUCUUCAUUUCUUAUGAGAAAUCUAUGUCGGCUCCGACAACCCCGACUGAGACUUCAGUGAUGCUCGCUCAUGGCGUCUCGCACAAACGAAGAGGCAAGGGCCACCGGGUGAAUUUCCCCGAAGACGACCGCAUAGUCACAGGUUAUGUCGAACCUCCAAACCCGUGGGGAAACACGUCCAUGCUGACGUCAGAUGAUCUCUUGGAGGCGUACCGGAAGUCGUGUGUCAAACAGGGAGUCAAGCCCAUACCCUGCGUGGUUUCGCAAGUGAAGUCUAUGUCACUAUAUAAUGACAGGACGCAAGACUUAAAUCUAAAAGGUGAGACGCUGAACGCCAAGCACUGCGAAGCAAUGGAGGACAUAUUCAAGGCCGUACAAUUCAACAACAUCAGCCUCGAGUCAUGUAACCUUGACGAUGAGGGUGCAGCUACAGUCUUCGACAUGAUUGAAUACUACGAAUCGGCAAAACGACUGAACAUCUCACACAACAAAAGCAUAGACUCCAGAGGCUGGCAAGCAUGCUCAAGGAUGCUCAAACGAACAUCGUGCUUACAACACCUAGACGCAAGAAGCACAGCACUAAGCGAACAGACGCUGUUGAUUCUUGGAAGAGCUCUUCGUUUGGGGUCUCACCUACACUCAUUACAUCUGGAAAACUGCUCACUCACUGGCAGGUCAUUAGUCAUAUUGGUUGCGGCACUAAAGCUCAACCCUGCCCUGAAGGAGCUGUACCUGGGCGAGAAUGGGAUGUGUUCAGCAGAUGGCCUGCAGCUAGCCAACUUGCUGCGGGCAAACUCCCACCUUGAGUACCUCGACUUGCGGGGGAACCGCCUGCAGGAUGUUGGUGUCUCGCACCUGGCCGAUGGACUAGCACGACAGCCCGAAGGCUCAGGCGACGGACUCCAGACACUGGUGCUCUGGAACAACCACAUCACACCGGCAGGGAUGAGGCAUGUUGCCCGGGCCCUGAUUGGCACAAGAUCACUCAUCACUCUCAACCUUGGCCAUAAUCACGUUGGAAAUGAGGGAGUACACACACUCAAGGAUGCACUUCUCAGAAACAAGACACUACACAAUCUGGGUCUCCAAUGCACAAAGAUAACUUGUGAGGGUGCAGUGGCACUGGCCGAAGUCAUAGCCGACAGUCAAAACCUGACACGGCUGGACCUGAGGGAGAAUGCAAUUCGAAUGGGAGGCGUCAUGGCUCUGGCGCAGUCGCUGCGGCUGAGCAAGCACAUCACGCGUCUUGACCUGGACCCAGUGAAAGCCAGUUUGGACAGCGAAGAAGAUGCGGCAAGCUAUGCCAAACUUUUCCACGAAAUCUUAGACCACUGUCGCAAGAACCGGAGGCCGAGCCAAGCCGAGACCCCAACGUCGACCUUCUUCAACGGACAGCCACCCGAAGCACCAAAGACGACGGUGGCGGAAACGGUUACCACUUCCAGCAGCGCACCAACCACACAACGCCCACCGUUGAACAGCAGCCUCUCCAUCAACACGGUCAUCAACGGGAACCCCAUUCCUCCGCCGAGUCCCAACAGCAGGUUCCGGGUCUCCAGGGUCUGCCUCGAAACAGACGCAGAACACAGCAGCGAAUCGUCUGGCCGCCACAACGAGGAGAAACUCGAACGCUCUCACAGUGCUCCGGCGUCUGUGCCAUCCAGGUUCACCGUCACACCCGUCAACGGAUUCAGCGCAGUCGACGAAGAAAAGAAGGAAGGGAAAGACGAUCAAGACUUCAUGGGACACGAGGUGUCGGAACCAGUGCCAAUACCGCACCAGCGAUACGAAGGUUCCGCGGAAGAUGCGGACAACUUUGACAAGGAAGAAGAAGAAGAAGAAGAAGAAAUGGCGUCGGAUUCUCCAUCCUUUGGACGAACGAGUCCUCCCUGGUUCAUGUAUCCAGCAACGGCCCACCAGAAGAAAAACGGGGAGGAGAGAAAGAGGAAGAUAUCUUUCUUCCUCCCAGAAGGGGAGGAGGUGAGGUCUUCAGUAACAGGGAUGCGGAACGAUCGCAGGAUGAGCACACCGGCGAUGCCAGUGACUCGCUAUGCGAGCAAGAAGAAGUUGACUCUGAAGUUGUGCAAGAGGCUGGAAAGCUUAGAUCUGCGGAGUUCGGUGCCACUGUCGCCAACGAGGCUGCUGGAAAGCUGGGUGACAAGUUUGGUGUCUGAGGAACUCCUUACGGAAAACCUUCCAGACUGCUGUGGGUUUCUGCAGCAGUUAGCUCUCAUGGACACCGGCUAAACUCGUAUGACAGUGCUCAAGACGUUGCAUGCCAGAGAGUAACAACAACACUACAUUUCUGUUAUGGGACACCUGUACAUCUGUGUAUACUCCUGUGCAGGGCUUGCAGCAACCGGACAUGAACAGUUCCUGUACUUUCUGAGAUCAAACUGUCUCCCGUGUGUCUUACGUGUGCCGAACCUAGAAAGGCUUUCACAAACUUUGAUUGUGUUGCAUAAGAUACGCUCUAUUUAUUUAUCGGAGUUUACUGUCAAGGUGUUAUAGUUGACACUAAAACAAAGAAGUGAAGCUAAAAGUAAAGCUGAUUAUUGGAAAAAUAACCGUGACACACCUCUUUUCAACCGAAGAAAAGAGAGUUCGGGUGUCAUUAAAAUAAAUGAUUAUGUGAAUGUUCUUAGACUAGUUCCGUGGCGUCAAGUAGUUAAGUCAUCACACGCUCGUCACCCGUAGAAGAGACGAAAUCCGUAAGCAUGUUUUUCUGUAAAGUACUCCACACCGUCUCUGUAUUUCCCUGGACUUGUAGCUGGUGGUGCCAAACAAUGCAACUUAACGGAAGAAGUGCAAGGGCGCAGGCGAACUGGUACAUGAUAAUACGAAGGGAACCCAGAGACAGGGGAAAGAAAAUACGAAACACACACGAUCUCAGCAGAGGUAGAUCGUGUGUGUUUCGUGUUUUCUUUCCCCUGUCUCUGGGUUCCCUUCGUAUUAUAAUGCAACUUAAGCAUUCUCUGCAAGUGCAUGUUGUCCUGUCACCUUGUGACCAUUGUAGAUUAUGCUAAACUGUGUACAUAGAGCACUUUAAGACACCUCGCUUUGGUGGGAUCUUCUCUGGCAAGUUAUGAGCGUCUAACCUGGACGAUGCUUUGGAAUGCUUGUUAAAAUAUUUUAGAGUUUAUGCCGUGUUCACACAAACACCAAGACUGCCAUGUCUACGGACUGCUUAGCUCUAUAGAAGGCAGACAAUUUGUCACAAGAGGCAAAAGGGAUAUUUUUACAGUCGGUUUCGAAGCAUGCAAUAGCAGGGCUUCGCAUAGCAUAGCUUUAGUACUUUUGUGCUCUUGCGAAGUCCUUUGCAUUCCUAAAGACACAUGUUUGUUGACAUAAAUUUUAAUGAUCAAAUCUUGGAAAGAAAACUUAUGUCUGCAGUCGUUCUCCAGCUGCAAAAAUUAGAGAUUUAGUAUUUAAAAAAAUGCUCAGCAUUGUUUGUUGCCGAAAGGCUGGUUAGAUGACCUCAGGGGUCACCUUUGGGGUGCUAGGUGGUCAACCGUUGUUACAAUGUGACUAUUACCAUAUUACAAAAUAUAUGUGUGCUGAAAAGCAUAACAGGUGACGCAGAGUGUGUUUUGCUCUGCCGUUUAACGAUAUGGUGUUAGAGUUUGUUAAAAGAGUUAUUACACAGCAUAGGUAACUGUUGUAGAGGUAGCUCUAUGUUUGUAAAUAAUGAUGUAGUUAAGUGGUGUGCAAUACCUCUUAUGGUUUUGUACAUAUAAGCCAAUUAGUUUUUUAAAAGCUUUCACGCUGUUAUAGAACGGUGCUGGUUUGCUUUUUCAUAAAUUAAUUUUUCUUUCCAAGCGCAGCUCUUUUCGUUGCAGACAUGAAGGAACAGAGAGUCAGUCUAAUCUGGCGUGCGUGGCCAGUGAUAUAUUGAUGUACAGAUGUAAAUGAAACAAGAACGUGGUACCGGUGAAAAUAUGUGCCCCAUGAAGGUUUUAUCUUUUCAGGCAGACUCUUCCAGUUGUGAUCUGAGAAAGGCUAUGCCUGGAGUGUGGUAUGGUGUACAGGUUAUGAAAUACGAGAAUGGCGUUUAUUUUAUGAUGUGUGAUCCAUCAUGCAUUGUGAAGCUGUUGAACUACCUAUCCUACAAGGAUUAGAGCGUGUUUUUAUUUUGUACAGAUGAGGUGUUUGAACAUUGUGAAUACUUUAAGAUAGUAGUUCCAAUGCUGUUUUGUUGGAAAUAUUUUCUGUAUGUAGUUUUUAAAUUUGAACUGGAAAAUAUAUAUGUACAUGUACGUGUAGAUAUGUUCAAUAAAUAAGCAUAAAUU
Molecule: messenger RNA, 4692 nt
Organism: Ornithodoros turicata
Lineage: Eukaryota; Metazoa; Arthropoda; Arachnida; Ixodida; Argasidae
Product: protein phosphatase 1 regulatory subunit 37-like
Exons: 12
Coding region: 347-2650 (767 amino acids)
Biological process (GO): cell migration; regulation of Arp2/3 complex-mediated actin nucleation
Cellular component (GO): lamellipodium; plasma membrane
Molecular function (GO): protein binding
Source: RefSeq, a predicted model, not a curated record